Paramisgurnus dabryanus is the source of this 2850-nucleotide messenger RNA. RefSeq lists its product as uncharacterized. The record is from RefSeq and is a predicted model, not a curated record. Lineage: Eukaryota; Metazoa; Chordata; Actinopteri; Cypriniformes; Cobitidae.
UUCUCUGGUGAUGCGUUUUGGUCUGAUCAUCUAUUGGCUGAAUAUUUUUCGGGCUAAGGGUGUUUACCACAGAUUUAUUAUAGCAGUCUGACCCUGCAACUUUCGGACCGUUACAUAUAUGAUUUGUUGUUGUACGUCAUGUCGACUAUAAUCUAACAUGAAAUCUGCAGCACUGCUCUUCGGGAUUUAUCUCGUCUUUGGUUAUUUCAGCAAUAUAUCUGGUGGAAUUGUGAUUGGAAAUGUGAGAGAAGAGUGCAGAGCCCAUUAUCCCAAAGAUGCAUGUUACAUAGGUAUAGACCUGAAUGAUUAUGUCCAAGGAUGUGCAGGAGAAUACAAAAGCUAUUGGGAUUGGUAUUUGCCCCUAUUAAAAUUCAAGUUCAUUAGUGGACAUGAAACAAUUGAAUUCACUGUGAAACAACCAGAAACAAACACUUCAUGGUCAUGGUCAGUCAUGGCUUAUGCCUUCACUAAAGAAGAACUGAGACUCUGGGAAGCGUAUCAAGAUCUCUUCACUAUAGUUUGUACAAUUGAGACUGUAAAUGUGAGAGAAAAGUCAACUCUUACCUGCAGAGGUCCUCUUCACAUUUCAUUAGGCUGGAUUAAAAACAAAAGAUUUGACUGGUAUAGAAACAUGAUGGACAUGUCUAUAGAAACACAGAACGAUGGUAAAACAGUCUGUGAAGAGCCUUACAGAUACAACCAACCGAUAAGCUACUCAUGUCCUUACAAUGCAGAUGAAACCAUGACAACAAAAUUCAAGUUCAUGUACAUAGCCGUAUGUGGACUAAAUACAACAACAGAAAUCACUGUGAAAGUAACAGCAAGUACUGUGCCAGGAAAAACUUUUAAUGCCUUGACCGCCAUAGACCAGAGACACAAGAAGUUAUUUAAGGUUAAAGAUGACAUCAGUAUAACAUGUGAAGAUGUGACUGGAAGUGUGGGAGAAGAGUUAACUCUUACCUGCAGAGUCUCUGAUUGGAAUGAAACAUGCUGCGUUGAGGUGUACAUGAUUACACACACAGCGAGCAAUGAUUCCUCAACAAUCUGUGAAAGGGGGUUCAGCAGCCAUUUCUGUCUACAGUUCAUCAGCAUCUUUUGUUCUUACACUGCAAAAGCAGCAAUGACAACAAAAUUUCAGUUCUUUCUGCAAACCACAUGUGGAAAUAAAACAUCAGAAUUCAUGGUGAAUGUAACAGAAACAAGCACUGUGUCAGAAACAAGCACUGUGUCAGAAACAAGCACUGUGUCAGGAAAAACUUCUAAUGCCUUGACUGACAUACCUGAUCAGAGAGACAGGGAUGAGUUAUUUAAGUUUAAAGUCGCUGCUGUAUGUGUGCUGUCUUUCAUCCUCUUUGCUGCUAUAAUUGGAGUCAUUAUGUGGAUGAACUCCAGUCAGGGUAAAAGAUUUUUAAGAGGUUGUUUGAGAGGCACCACAGAUACUGACUCAGUGUCAGAUCAACAAAUGCAGAGCUAUGCCUCUUCUGAGUCUAUGGAUAUCCCUGAAGGAAAUGUUUGAUAAGCUCAUUUUGUUUUGAUUUAGAUUUUAGCCAAGUGUGUUGACUGCAUGUUUUGUGUGCUGCAGAUUAAUUUAAACCGGAAGUUGCACUUGACUUUUGUUAGAUAAAUAUAAUCCCUCUAUAUUCUGAAGAGUCAUUCACAACCAGAUCAAUAUGCAGUUUCACUAGUUUGCCUGUGCAUUCAGGUCUUAAUGAUUAUUAAUGGGUAUUAUUGAAUUUUUUUUAAUGUCACAUGGUCAUGAAUGUUAUUUUCAACUGAUAACUGACUUUUUCAGUCAGAAGAUGAGAAACAGGGAGGGAAAUCAUAAAGAACUCAGUUUGGUAUGUUUUUUGGGCAAGAAAUCAUACACCAAGAGUCACUUAUUUAUCCAAGUAACUUUUCUUAUUAUGUACAAUAUGGAAAUGUUAUAUUUCUCCAAAAAAACAAAAACACAUCUAUUUAUAAAUGUAUAAUAUUUAAAUUGCUAUGAAAUAGACAAUUUAUAGUCAUCAAAUAAAUGUCAAUGGCGUUUAGGCACAAACUCAAAUUUCAUUUAUUUAUCUAAGCUCAUUCAUUAUCAUUGUAUACAACCUGGAAAUUUUACAUUUAUCAAAAAAAGAAAAUUUCUGAAUGUAUAGUAGUUGAACUGACCUAAAAUGAACAACUAAUGGUCAUCCAAUGAUUGGCCAUGAGCAUUUUCUUGGGUGUAUAUAGUGUAAAUAUCUUGUUCUUGACUGUAAAGCACUUUGAAGGGCAAAAUAAAUAUAUAUAUAUAAAUAAAACUUAUCUUAUUAAUUUAUGAAUAUUCUGGCAUACUGGAGAUUUGACUACCACAUUUUUUUUAUAUUAAAAUAAAGGUAAAACACUAUUAUAUAAGUAAAUGUUAUUCUCACUUACUGUGUCAACAUGAUUACAUCUGUACAUUGUGACAGUAAUGCAGAUUGUUUGUAUUUGUUUGUUUUGCUGUUUAUUUUUACAUGCAUACAUGUUUAUUUUAAGCCGCCUGUUUACAGUGAAGAAACAAAUGACACAGAAUGAAGCUUUGAAGCGAUGUUUGUGUGUAUUAUCUGAGAGGUGACUGAAUUUAUUUUACCUGUAUGUAUUUUAUGUCAAUUUUUAAUUUUACAUUGUGCAUUAUUUUUUCUACUGUUGUAUAUGUUUGUUUUGUCUUCCUUCACAAGUGCAAACACAGUAAGAGUACUGUAUAAGAGGUUUUUACAGUAUGUUGUGAUGCAGUAAAUUUCCACGACACAGUCUGUGCUAAUACAAUAACAACACAUGUUGAAUCUGUUUCUAGUUAGAAGUUUUUGGGAACAUAACCAAAAAUGCAGUAAACAUUUUAUUUUCACAUCA